GGAAAAGGUGUUUGGUCUGGGUUUAGCCAGCAGCUAGGCUCAAGCAACCGCUUUCACAAGCGGGGAAGCCCCUCCAGCUUGCCGUUACUAGUAGUUGGGGCAUGUUCCUUGCCAAUUCUGCGGCAGCACUCACUCGCGUUCUGUCAUGUUCCUUAUUGUCGUGUAAGAAUUCUUAUUCGCCCUCCUGAAUGCUCACGCAAUGAUUUAUGCCACCCUCUUUCAUUCCUAAAUCGUUCUAAAGUUUCAUGAACCUUGUGUCUUCUGUUUUCUUCUCACUAGUUCCAUGUCUCGGGACAGGUCUGCCAAACUUGUCCUGCACCGCUGGUGAAUAUCACCUCGGAUCUCAUCGAAGUAAGACGACCUACGGCUUGUAGCGGGACAAAAAAGCUUUGACGUUAACCACCGAAAGGCUGUGAGCCGGGGCUCUCUUAAACCGGGCGCAGUUUUCCGAAAUGGUUUCGUAGUUCACCAUUCUUAUUCACUGAGAAUGUGUCAAGAACUAAAGCCUCGCAACCUAUGCUCAUCAUCACAAUUCAACAAUGCCAAUCGCGUACGCCUCCACCCGAAGCAAAUACCCUUAACGUCAUGCCGCUGCAUCCAGAAGGCAUGGCUAGCCUCUCGUGUCAUUCCUCGCCGCAGAGGAUCAUACCUCAUGCCCGGCGCACAUCGCCCGAUCAACGAGGCAAACAUUAAAUUAGCUGUCACAAUCACUCGUGGCUGCGUUUUUGACCUGUUUAGAGUCCUUUGGAGUCUACAUCCAGUUCGCACUACACUUAUGAUGAUCAUAAAUGUGGUUCGAGGCUUGUUCCCUGCGUUCAGGGGCUAUUCCCAAGCAAUGAUUGUCGACGAGUUGCAAAAUUUAAUCUCGUCCGGUUGCUUCACCUGGUCACGCCUAUUGAAGCUGCUAGUCGUGGAAAUAUUCCGGAGAGCGGUGGAAACAGCGGUCGACUCCUUUGCUUCCGCAAAUGAGAGCGUUGUCCACGAUUCGGUCCGCUUUUUCGUGGAAUAUCAACAGAUUGCACAGCGUCUGAGGCUUGAUAUCCCGACACUCGCGGAUCCCGUCGUGAGGGACUGUCUCCAGGAGUCCGAUCUCUUCGUCAGGUCAUUUAACGGCAUGGGCGGGUUUGGGCUGCUCUCUCCGUUCGACUUUGUUCAAAUUCUAGCGCAAAUAUCGGAGCUUGCAUCAUAUCUUUGGGUGCUGUUGACCUUAAUGGGUGGCUCUACUCACAUGGGUGCUUUAUUACUAUCCAUUCUUUCCGCUCUACUUCCCCUUUUCUUGAGCCGUUGCGGACUCACUUCUUCACAUCCUGACCUGGCUUAUACGAGCAAGGAGGCUCGCACCGCUGAACGCCAGGAAAAGCUCAGAAAUUUAGCCUAUAAUGAUACUCAUCGACCGGAGGUCUUGCUCUUUGGGCUCGGACCAUGGAUACUGCACUCCUGGGCAAAUGCUCGCAAGUCGAUGAUGUAUGAUGAACAUUUGUCGCCACUAAAUCAGCCUACAUUGCCACAAAUACUGCAGCAGAUAAAUGUGUCCGACCUCCUGUUCGCUCUCCAGAAUAUUCCACUGUUCCUCAUGUUCCAGUCUUCAUCUGCGUCACUGGGUUCACUGGCACUGUACCGGAGCUCGAUUCAGUCAGUGGUCUACACUGUUGGAAACCUGGUCAAUACAGCUCGCAUGGCAUUCCAAGGAAUUUUUUUUAUGGGUGCCUUCUGCGCCGCCAUGAACAUCGAGCCUCGACUGACGCCUCCGAGCGAGGAUGCGGAGAAGUAUCCUAGCUUAACCAAUGGCAUGAAGAUCGAAGCGAGACAUCUAUCAUAUACAUAUCCAGGAAGCAAGGAGCCGUCACUAAAAGACGUCACCUUUAGUCUGGAAGCCGGUGAAAGUCUUGCAAUCGUCGGAUACAAUGGCUCAGGGAAGUCCACACUUGCCAAGGUGCUGCUGCGCAUUAUAGAUUUCGAUCAAGGUGAUCUCCUUGUCAACGGUGUGGACAUUCGUCGGUUGACUCCGACCGAUUACCACCGACAUGUCACGACCGUCUUCCAGGGCUUCUCUAAAUACAAUUCGACCGUCAGAGAAAACGUUGGAUUAGGAUAUGUUCAAAAUCUGCAGUCCCCCGCGGCUAUUGAGCGCGCCAUGCAUCUCGGCGGUUCAGACGCAUUUGUGGGUGCAUUGCCCAACGGAAUGAAAACCAAGCUAGAUGCCUCGGGUUUUGAGUUCAUGCCGUACUCAGCGGCGUCAGGUCCAUGCCAUGGUAUGUCCUCGCGGUUGCAGCAUGGCUUGUCUGGUGGCGAGUGGCAGAGAAUAGCCAUUUCUCGCGCGUUCAUGCGCGCAGAUCGACCGGAAGUUGAUCUCUUGCUGUUCGAUGAACCUACGUCAUCAUUGGAUGCUUGUGCUCAGAAUAAGAUUUUUGACACCAUCGACACGGUCUCUCGCUCCCCGCAAGGCGAAAAAAUCAAAACAGUGAUUUUCAUCACUCAUCGUUUGUCAACCGCCCGGCGAGCGGAUAAAAUUGCAAUGAUGGAAAAUGGCACAAUAACUGAGUUCGGGAGUCAUGAUGACCUAUUGAAAAAGGGCGGCUCUUAUGCCACUCUAUACAGAGCGUCCGUUUAAAGUGGCAGACCAGUGGCAGUUUUCUUAGUGUUCUUCCCUUCGCUCAUAGCCGUAGAUUUCUCCAGCAUACUUCAUAGCAACUUCAUAGACUGCAAUU
This is a messenger RNA of Suillus paluster, 2708 nucleotides long. RefSeq names its product P-loop containing nucleoside triphosphate hydrolase protein. Bases 488 to 2611 code for a protein of 707 amino acids. Gene Ontology annotation, biological process: transmembrane transport. The record is from RefSeq and is a predicted model, not a curated record. The transcript has 9 exons. Gene Ontology annotation, molecular function: ATP hydrolysis activity; ATPase-coupled lipid transmembrane transporter activity; ATP binding. Lineage: Eukaryota; Fungi; Basidiomycota; Agaricomycetes; Boletales; Suillaceae.